AUGCAAUUUCCCAUCAUCCUUCUUGCCCUGGCAGCAACAAGUUCUGCCAUCGACAUCCUCGGAUUUGGUGGAUCCACCUACGUUGCCGAACACUGUAAAAACAGUGACACCAUUGUGGUAUCAUGGAGAGGCGUCCAAGCAGACACGUGCUAUAGCUCGAGCACUUCGUUGGCGGCCAUGCAAUUCGUAGCCAUCCCUAAGACGUGGCAUAUCAUCACCAGAUCAUACAGCGCCCUCAGCUGUCCCAGUAAUACAAAGCUCCAAGAUUUCCACUCGAAUGGCAAUGAUCAGGUGUGCCAUGGCUCAGCCAAGGGAGAAAUCAGAUAUCGAGGCGCAGGCUACAGCUUCGAGCCCACGAAGAGAUCCGAGCAGAACGACAGCAACGAUCUCGAGAAUGCCAAUGGAACCAAGAAAAGCUGCGUUGGACCAGAUCGUGUACAUCUGAUUGACGGACAAGAGUAUGCUGUUACUGGCAUCGACGAUGCGAUUGUUGCAGAGAUGUAA
Alternaria burnsii is the source of this 504-nucleotide messenger RNA. RefSeq lists its product as uncharacterized. The record is from RefSeq and is a predicted model, not a curated record. NCBI's taxonomy places the organism in Eukaryota, Fungi, Ascomycota, Dothideomycetes, Pleosporales, Pleosporaceae. Bases 1 to 504 code for a protein of 167 amino acids. The transcript has 2 exons.